Talaromyces marneffei is the source of this 576-nucleotide messenger RNA. RefSeq lists its product as uncharacterized. NCBI's taxonomy places the organism in Eukaryota, Fungi, Ascomycota, Eurotiomycetes, Eurotiales, Trichocomaceae. Gene Ontology annotation, biological process: endoplasmic reticulum to Golgi vesicle-mediated transport. The transcript has 2 exons. Gene Ontology annotation, cellular component: cytoplasm; TRAPP complex; nucleus. The coding region runs from base 1 to 576 and encodes 191 amino acids. The record is from RefSeq and is a predicted model, not a curated record.
AUGUCAUACUACUUCACAAUCCUCUCUGCCACAGACGUACCUCUCUUCAGCCUAACAUUCGGCACCUCCAAAGCAGGCGGCGAUGGAAUUGCACGCUUCCGAACCCCCGAUUCCGCGCAAUACAUGAAUCAAUUCAUUGUGAAUGCUAGUCUGGAUAUUGUCGAGGAGACGCAAUGGACGAAUGGAGCUCUUUACCUCAAACACAUCGACACCUACCCCCCAACCACAUCAUAUAUAUCCGCCUUCCUCACCCCCUCCGGCACACGAUUCAUCCUCCUGCACCAGCCUCCGCAACUCCCUUCCUCGUCAGCCGGCGGUGCCGGUGCGGGAAUAGCAUCAUCCACAUCCUCCCUAGCCAGCACCUUAGGCGCAACAGCCACCUCUCGCGCAACCUCCAGCUCCAUCGCCGCAAACCCAACAUCGCCACAAACAGAGGAAGCAAUUCGGCAGUUCAUGACGGAGGUUUAUGAGAAUUGGGUCAAGACCGUUAUGAGUCCGUUUUAUAGGCAGGGGAUGCAGAUUACAAGCCCGGUUUUUAGGGGGAAGGUUACGGCGGCGGGGAGGAAGUGGUUAUAA